CACGUUGACACACGCGCACAAACACACACACACACGUGGACACACACACGCACGUGGACAGACACACGUGGACACACACACACACAGACACACUAAAGAUGCGCGCACACUGCCGGCCGGAUACGAGACGAGGCAGGCCGCUGGUGCCCUCGCAGUGACGGUCGCGGGCUCCUCUCCACACUGGCGGGCGACCGCGCCACCACGCAGAGGGGCCUGCUCGUCUCGGAGCGCGAGUCGGGGAUGUCCGCCAGGGUCGUGGGCGAAUGGCUCAGGACCUUGAACCUGGACGGCUACACGGACGCCUUCCUCGAGAAUGGUUACGACGACCUCGAGAUAUGUCGCCAGAUCGGCGAGGCCGACCUGGACGCGAUCGGGGUGUCCGAACCGGCGCAUCGCUCCAAGAUCAUCGCGGCCGUGUCUCGCCUGGCCGAGAGGACAGCGGGCGCGGCCCUCUAUUUCGAUCUGGAGGAGGAAUUGCAGCCAGAGAGGGCGGCCGUCCUAACUAUCCACCACCACCAGCAGCAGCAGCAGCAGCUUCUAUACCACCACCACCACCACAGCCAUAACAACCACUACCACCACCACCACCUUCAAAAUCAUCAUCAUCAGCAGCAGCACUAUGGGCACCAUCAACAGCAGCAGCAGCAUCUCAAUGUCUACCAAAGCCAGGGCGCGAGAUCUUCUUACUCGAAGCUGCGUCUCAAGGUGCUGCUGAGAGAGAAGCUCCUACGGGACGGCAUCACACUCGGAGCGCCGCCCUACUCCAGCGCGGGCGAUCCCCGCGGGUGCCUGGAGGAGCUAGCGAGGAGCUACGCGGAGUAUUUCCACGUCCACUCCGCCGACGUCGCCCAGCGCCUGGAGGAGCUGCGCGCCCGGAGCCUCGCUCGCGACUCGGAGCUCGAGGAGGGGCCGAGGGGCUGCUGUGAACAAGGAGUCGACGUUUACCGCACACAGAUGGAGGAGUCGCUGGGAUUUAGGAGCGCGGCAUCAACCCCGGAGAUGGAGCGCAAGUGCGGCCUUCAGAAGUUCGCCUCGCAAGAGGAGUCUGCGGAAGCGAAGUCGGAAGUUAAGAAGAAGGGGAAGUCGUUCUGGCAGACGCUGCAGCGCACCCCGAAUCGCACCCCGAACCGCACCCCAACGCGGACUCCGAGCAAGAGCCCCAGGAACAAACCGGCCCGCCUCGACUCCCCACACAAAGCGUGCGGGGCUGUGAACUUCGUUGCCAGUGACAUCACAAUGAGCGAUGACGAUCGCAUCGAGCUGAUGACCAUGGUGAAGGAUCGACGAAUGACCAUCGACCAGGCACUCGCUCGGCUGGAGGAGUACGAGACCCUACACCGCCAAUGCGGUGGCGCGGAGGGAGCGAGAAGACGCCAGUCGCUCGACGCGGCCUGCCCGCAGCCCCGCGACUCCCCGUGCCACGCGAGCGGGGCCUGCGAGUGCAUGGUGGGGGGUCCCGCAGUGACGGCGGCCGAGCGGUUCGUGCGGCUGCACAAGGCGACGGUGGCGGCGGGGGGGACUCCGCACGGAGCCCCGCACCGGCAGCUCGUCAAGGUGGAGGAGGGGACACGCGGCGUCUCCUCCACCUCCUGCUAUACGGACGUCUACGCCUGGGAGUGCCGCCUCAGGACCCCGGGGCUGCCCUCGGCGCUGCCUGAAUACGAGGAGCCACCCCAGCAGGCCGCUUUUGCCACCCCCGCCUCCUCCUCUUGUCGCCUGGACCAGCCGGCGUCUCUCCUCCCGUCCUCCCCGCACGUCCGCUCGCUCUGCUCCACGCCCGAGAUCCGGCGAGGUCGCGACCCCCGUAGACCCCUCGCCACCUCGCUGGACGCCCACUACGCCCAGAAGGACCCCGGUUCCGCGCGCGGGGACAGGCACCGAGCGGGACGCCUAUGUGGGGGCGCGUCCGGGGUCCUCGAGUCGCCCGGCCACGUGGCGUCCCAGGCCAGGGAGCCGUCGGCUGAGCCAUCCCAGGGCACCUUUGUGGUGUCCCUGGAGGAAAUACACGAGGCACGGCGGCGGAUGCACCUCCGACGCCUCCUCUGCUCCUCCUACGAGCCGGCCGCUGCGUGCGAACUCCGGAAUGGACUCGUGGCCACGGGAGUCCUGCGCGACCCGGGAUUGGAGGAGUGCAAGGGCGAGAAGGAGGAGGGCGACGAGGUGGAGGAAGAGGAGGGGGAGGAGGUCUCGAAGUGGCGGCGGCGACGGCAGCGGCAGCAGCAGCAGCGGACGGGCGACGAGGACGAAGCGGACUGUGUGUUUUUCGAAAACGGCCACGCGGCUUGCGGCGCCGGCACCGUGCCUGCAUCACGCGGCCGCGGCCUUUGCCGGGACAGCGGCAUCGGAAGCUGCGGACCGGAUUUUGGGAGCGGUGGAGCGGAGGGCGCGGCGAUCCGUUCCGGAAAUCCGGAACUGGAAUACGGCGGCGGCGGCGGCUGCGGCGAUGACGACGGCGACGAUGGCAACGGCGGAGCCCCUGUAGGAGGAAGAAUAAGAGGAGGUGGCGACGAGAACGGGUUGGGGUUGGAGGCGGAAGAAGAGGCGGCGUGGAUCUGGAGCCGACCGAUCGGCGCCGGCGACGGCGACAUCGGCCGGGAGAGCGCGUUCAGGAGGAGCGGCGGUGGCCGCUUCGAGGGCGGCGCCGGUGUCGGCGCCGGGUGCCGCGCUUGCGCCGGACAUGCGGCACCGCUCCACGGCUCGCCCGGCAAGGUCCACCUCAACGGGUGCGCCGCCGGCGGCGGCGGCGGCGGCGGCGGCGGCUCCGUCGUAGAGGCGGACCCGGCGGUGCUCCAUGGCGACGUUGGCUCGCCGGGCCGUGCCGCUGUGGAGCGGAGGGAACGCAAGGGCCUCCUCUGCCGUCUGCAGCGCAAAACCAGGACGAGCAGCUUCAACGGAUUCGAUCUUCCGAGCAGGCAGGGAGCCUUGGGCGAGCGGCCUUCCCUGCCGGUCAAGCACGAGGAGGAUGCGGAUCCGUCCGGGGAGUCCCCCUAUCGACGAGCGUCGGCGCCGGACAGCUUCCUGGGCAAGAAGGUCAAGUCGGUGCGAGACACGAUGAAAAAGACCAUGACCAAGCUGGCAAAGGCGAACUGUGAAGAGCGUGAAUCCGACUUCGACGUUGCCCUCCGCUGCACGCGUCUCUCUCUGGAAGAGGAGCAGCUGGUGGAGGAGAAGCCGCAGUGCAACAACCACAACAACGGCCACCACCACCACCACCACCACCACCAGCAGCAGCGGCAGCUAGCCGAGGAGGGUGGUGAGGUGGAUGAGGGAGCGGGAGGGCGUCACGAGAACUUGGCUUCCUGCCUGAACGGCGCCCGCCUGCGGGAAUUCCACCGCUGCGCCGCUCGUGGCCCCCCGAGCUCCUCCUGCCGCCGGGCGCCGGAGGGCGGCGGCGCCGGGGGCUCGUGCGGGACCGGCGAGCGUCUCGCCGCGACCGGCGCCUCCCGCUCGCCGGGGGGCGCCGCGGCCACGCCGCCCGUGGCGCCGGUGUCGCCGCGAGACCGGCGGAAGGCCGGCGCGCACGCCACGGAGGUGCGCGCCAUCGUCCACCGGGAGAACCACGCCACCGAGCCGCCGUCCGUCCCGGGCUUGGCGGCGGACACCGGCGCCGGUGCGGAGACGGCGCCGGGGCCUUCGGCUGACGGCGACCGAUCGUCCUCGGCGGCGGCGGCGGCGGCCGGCGGAGACGCGGAAAGUAAAGGUUCCUCACGUCGCAAAAAAACGAAACCCAAGACGGUGCUGGAACUGCUGGAGAGGAUUCACCUGCAGGACUACGCGGGGCUGCUGACGCGGAGCGGCUACGAGGACCUGGAGACGCUGGGCCUGCUGGACGCGGAAGACCUGGACGAGAUGGGAGUCCUCGACCACGAGCACCGUGCCAAGCUGCUCACCGCCGCCGCCCUCCUGCGAGCCGACGAACGCGACAACCACGGCCGGCAGAGGAACGCGUCGUUCGACCAAGACGCCGCUCACCGCGGCACGUCGGCCUUAGCGACGGCCUGGCACCGCUCGCCGGGCCGCUCCGCCGAAGACCCGCGGCGCCGCGCGGGCGUCCGGUGCCUCUCAGACGGCUCGCGCCGAGGGCCGGCCCCGGCCGCCGCGUGGGGCUGCGGCGGCGCGGAGACGCGGGGCCCGGCGAGGCGGUCCUGGUCGCUGGACGACGUGCGGAAGAUCGAGCACCUCCUGGAGUUCGGCAGGUGGCAGCGGAGGCUCGCGCGCCGCGGCACGGCCCCGAGUCGCGACCCGCAGGGCGUCUGGUGGAGUCCCGGUCACCGCCGCCACCACCACCGCCACCGUCAUCGUCAUCGUCGCGACGAGCAGCGGGACCUCGGGGCGUGCGGGGAGGACGUCGCCGCACGCCAGACCGCGGCGGACGCGGCCGCGAUCGAGCCGACCGAUGCGGUGACGUCGACGGCAGCGACGCCCGGAGCAGCCUCCUCGGACGGGCCGGGAGCAAAGGCGGUGGCGGGGGCGGCGGGGGCGGCGGUCGAUCCGGCCGGUGGUGACCCCAACGGUGAGGCUGUCGCGGAGCCGCCGGCGGCGGGCGCCACGUCUCGCGAGGCCGACGACGCCGCGACCGACGAGGAGGAGAAGGCCGUCAGGCACCGCCGGUCGACGACGACGACGACGGCGGUGGAGGCGGAGGCGGUGGAGGUGGUGAACCUCGCCGAGCUUGCCGACCGGCGCGGCGACGCCGACGGGCCCGCGAUGUCGCGCAGCCCCCCCGGGGCGGACUCGGAGAGGGCGGCGGGGGGCGGAACGGAGAGCGUCGACGGAGUCGGAGGGAGACACCACCACGACCACCGCGACCACCGCCACCACCGCCAAGCACGCCCCAACAGUUCCCACGGCGACGGCGGCUGGGCGACCGACGGCUCCGCGUGGCCGCCGGCGGCCAACGACCUGGCGGCGAUUCUGCUGCAGAGGGAGCCGGAGGGGGAGGUCGUGGGCGCGGAGCGGUGCGCCGAGAAGCGUGGAUGCGGCUCCGUGCCGGUUUCCCUCGUCCUCCGCUUCUCGCAGGAGCUCGGGGUGCAGUCCAGGGCGGUGGCGGCCAGCCUGGACGACCUGCACCUAGGCUGGCACAAGCGGCUGGCGCAUGCGCAGAUCCUCCGUUCCGACCAAUCGGGCAGCUCCGUGUACAUCAACGGGCUGAGCGACGACAUCGUGGAUCAGCUGACCCUGGGAGAAGUGAAGGAUUCCGGGAGGGACGACCGCCCCCUGCUGCCCAUGGUCAAAGGGCCAUUCGAGAGGCACUCCGGUGCGAGCGCCGUUCAUCCCAGGAGGUGACGAGGAUGCGCGGGGAACCGAUCAACGGUCGAAGCCUUCGGUGUUACUGAAUUGGCGCUACACGUUCGGUCCGAAAGUUCAAACUAAAACUCAACGAAACGUUUUUUUUUUAUCUCACCAGGUAAGGCUCCACUGAGCUCUGUAGCGCUUCUUCAGAAGCCAUCCUGGCUAUCCACAAAUGAUAGCUCAACGAAGUGGCCCAAUCACGUGGACGUUUAUUGCAGCCAAAUGCUCCAAAACGCGUGACGUCAAUUGUAAAUGUGGAGGGGAAAAACCGGAGGACCCGGAGAAAAAUCCACGCGACCACGGGGAGAGAGAGAGAGACGCAGACUCCAAAUAUACAGCAGCAGUCAUGGUGGUGGUGGGGUAAAGUGUGGGGUGCUCGCUCACGCCUCUUCAGAGAUGUCUUGCCAGCGGCCCCCGGAAGAAGUCGCUAAAAAAUACUUUCCCGAAGGGACUUUCUGGCACUGCCUCCGAGCCGAGGAACACUUCUUUGAGCUGAGGAACACUUCUUCUAGCCGAGGAACACUUCUUCGAGCCGAGGAACACUUCUUCUAGCCGAGGAACACUUCUUCGAGCCGAGGAACACUUCUUCGAGCCGAGGAACACUUCUUCGAGCCGAGGAACACUUCUUCUAGCCGAGGAACACUUCUUCGAGCCGAGGAACACUUCUUCGAGCCGAGGAACACUUCUUCGAGCCGAGGAACACUUCUUCGAGCCGAGGAACACUUCUUCGAGCCGAGGAACACUUCUUCUAGCCGAGGAACACUUCUUCGAGCCGAGGAACACUUCUUCGAGCCGAGGAACACUUCUUCGAGCCGAGGAACACUUCUUCUAGCCGAGGAACACUUCUUCGAGCCGAGGAACACUUCUUCGAGCCGAGGAACACUUCUUCGAGCCGAGGAACACUUCUUCGAGCCGAGGAACACUUCUUCGAGCCGAGGAACACUUCUUCGAGCCGAGGAACACUUCUUCGAGCCGAGGAACACUUCUUCGAGCCGAGGAACACUUCUUCGAGCCGAGGAACACUUCUUCGAGCCGAGGAACACUUCUUCGAGCCGAGGAACACUUCUUCAAGCCGAGGAACACUUCUUCGAGCCGAGGAACACUUCUUCGAGCCGAGGAACACUUCUUCGAGCCGAGGAACACUUCUUCGAGCCGAGGAACACUUCUUCGAGCCGAGGAACACUUCUUCGAGCCGAGGAACACUUCUUCGAGCCGAGGAACACUUCUUCGAGCCGAGGAACACUUCUUCGAGCCGAGGAACACUUCUUCGAGCCGAGGAACACUUCUUCGAGCCGAGGAACACUUCUUCGAGCCGAGGAACACUUCUUCGAGCCGAGGAACACUUCUUCGAGCCGAGGAACACUUCUUCGAGCCGAGGAACACUUCUUCGAGCCGAGGAACACUUCUUCGAGCCGAGGAACACUUCUUCGAGCCGAGGAACACUUCUUCGAGCCGAGGAACACUUCUUCGAGCCGAGGAACACUUCUUCGAGCCGAGGAACACUUCUUCGAGCCGAGGAACACUUCUUCGAGCCGAGGAACACUUCUUCGAGCCGAGGAACACUUCUUCGAGCCGAGGAACACUUCUUCGAGCCGAGGAACACUUCUUCGAGCCGAGGAACACUUCUUCGAGCCGAGGAACACUUCUUCGAGCCGAGGAACACUUCUUCGAGCCGAGGAACACUUCUUCGAGCCGAGGAACACUUCUUCGAGCCGAGGAACACUUCUUCGAGCCGAGGAACACUUCUUCGAGCCGAGGAACACUUCUUCGAGCCGAGGAACACUUCUUCGAGCCGAGGAACACGUCCGCCAGCAGUCGCGUGAGCAAAACAAUUGCAGGGUGCUGCGCCUUUAGCUUCAACUGUGCUGGUUCGCGAAUCUUCUCACGUACGGCUGCUGAUGUAGACGGAGGGACAACGACUGCAGUUUCACAUGCAGGUGGUCGAGCCCAGAUAACCGCAUCAGGAGCAGCGGAGUGGUGCAUCAUCGCUGUGAUGUCUCCUUCGUGUUUGUGGAUCGGGCCAUUGCGUCGACGUAUGUUGUACUCCGGUCCGUUCUGGAUGACCCACAGUCGCCACACUACUACCGGAGGAGUUUUUUUUAUUUCCCCAUUUGUGCAUCGUCAGGUAUCCGCAUCUAAUGCUGCCAUGCUUUGUGCGGUGUAUGCGGUUUAGAGUGGACCGCGAACUCCGGGGGACGUUCAAACCCCAGGGAUCUUCUGCGUUGGGUCUUUCACAUUAAGGUGGCGUUUGCCUGUGAGCUUCUUUUGAAUUCCAUUCAGUUCUCCCAACUUAAUCGGGGGUUGAGUUUGCGUCAUUCAAGGUUACAAGCGCAAGGGGGCCAAAAGAGCCUUGGGUGGCUUCAAGCGACGACGAGGGGCGUGGUCGAGGUCCUGAUGAACGAGACGGGGGGCACGGAGAGACACGGUGGUCCGAGUGCACCGGGGUGUGGUGGGGGGGCUCGGACAUCGGCACCGUCCGUGAGGUCGCGCCUCCAAGGGGUCACGCCGUCGCCAACGUGACCCAUCUGGAGCGAGAGGGUCACUGGAACUUCCGGGGGGGGUCCAAAACGUCGCUACUGGACAUCUGGUGAUGAAGCGCUUUGUAGCCCUUGGGAUUCCUCCAGUAAGAAUAAAUAGUCCGAUUCUGGCUCUGUCGCCUUCGCAGGGACCUCGAAGAGCCUACGGCGGUCGCGAAGACGGCACGAUGCUGUACCGUCGGUCGGGACCUUGGCUGCCUGCGAUGUGCUUGGCGUGCGGUCGAAUACGCUUUGGACUUGUGGCGUUUUAUGCGACGAUCACGAAGUGUUCCGUCAUUACACACACAAAGUGCUCGCCACAAAUGAACCGUAACACCUCGCUGAUGUCGUAAAGGAUUUAUAAACCACCACCGCGUGAGCUCCGGUCAUCCUCACAGCAGCAGCAGCAGCAGCAGCGACUUUUGGCUCAGCCACUAAACAAAAGCGGUGAUCACCGCAUCGUCAUCGCGCGGCGCUUUCAGACGCGCUUCUGCGGACGUCUGGAACGCUCUUCCGUUAUUAGGAAGCCACUGAGAGCUGUGCACCUUUAAAUCAUCAUCUAGAUUGACACACUCAUUUCUUUAAAACUGCUUUUUCGUGUUUAGCUUGUUGUUCUCCUUCCCCCGCACCUCCGAAUGGCACGGUUGGCUACGUAUGGUGCGAAAGAAGUUCAACAUGCAUACAAAAAAAAAUGUGAUGCCGCAUGGCUUACGCGUUUCCGGUCGCCGACGAUUGCCGGCGCUUCCAGCGGUGGCUUUUUAAAACUCAUUCACGGAGUUGGCCAAAGCAUCCAAAUGUCGAACCUCAGAGCUUGGGCAAUUUGCCGGCGCCGCGUGUCCAGGCCGCCUUCCCCGAUCGUCUGCGGUUCACCCACGCCUCUGGAUCGUCGCUAAAACAUCCGCGCGCAAACUCGUGGGCACGAAUAAAAAGAUGACGGUUUGUGUUG
This is a messenger RNA of Petromyzon marinus (sea lamprey), 8754 nucleotides long. The record is from RefSeq and is a predicted model, not a curated record. NCBI's taxonomy places the organism in Eukaryota, Metazoa, Chordata, Hyperoartia, Petromyzontiformes, Petromyzontidae.